Humulus lupulus (European hop) is the source of this 1237-nucleotide messenger RNA. RefSeq lists its product as uncharacterized. Lineage: Eukaryota; Viridiplantae; Streptophyta; Magnoliopsida; Rosales; Cannabaceae. The record is from RefSeq and is a predicted model, not a curated record. The transcript has 5 exons. The coding region runs from base 627 to 980 and encodes 117 amino acids.
CUACCAAACACAGCGUUAGUGGCAUAGUGUUAGGGCCGCCUCUCAAAGUUUCAGCCCAUCGUCUCUUUCCGUCUCCCUCAGUAUUACCUCACGCCGACCUCACAGUGCUCACAGCACAGGUCUGAAACUCGUCUCUUCUUCCCUCUCCGGCGACCCCACGCACCUCUUUCCCUUUCUCACGACGCACGGUCUGCAGCAGCUCGGAGCACGAACGACGAAGACAAACGACUUGUAGAAGCUUGGAGCUGGGACGGUGGACGAACGAGUUGCAGCAACGAACGAGAUUUAGUUAAAUCUGUGGACUAUCUCUCUGGCUCUCUAUAACUACAUUCUCGUCUGAACCCCCAUUGGCAAAGUAGCAGGCUGUUGCAAGUGUGACAUGCUCCUCAAAAUAUGUCCGUUCAUCCUGCCCCUAUUUAUGACCCGUGAUGUCUAGAAGUAUUUGGAAUCUGCAAGUGUACAUUGUGCAGUAGGAAUUUGAGGCAGGUUCACAGUAUUUAUCUGGGAGAAAAGCAGCUCGAGGAUCACAUCAUCACUCGCUUGCGAAAAUAGUUGGAAGGCGUUCUAACUAGUACAACAGAUUUUUGUCAAAUAGAAUUUGAAGAAAGGGGUAGAUAGGAAAAGUAAUGGAAACUGAAGAGCAUAAAGGAGAAGAAGAUAAACAAGCAACUAGUACUAAUGAUGUGAGCUGGAGUGGAAUGUUGGUGAAUCAGUAUCGGAAAAUUAAAGAGAAUGCAGAAACAUACCCUUAUGUUUGGGGUUCCUACAUUGUUGUCUAUGGGGGGUUUUCUCUUUAUAUGGCUUAUAGAUGGAGGAAGCUUCGAAAGACCGAAGACAGAGUUCGAGUCCUUCAGGAGAGGUUGCGCAAGAUUGUUGUGGCUGAGGAGUCCUCAACAACCUCAACUUCAACCUCUGCAGGUGCCUCCACCACCACCUUGGCUGAAAAUGCUCCACCACCUGUUGAUAAAGCCUCCAAAUGAGUGAAUUAUAUAUUGCUUCUGGUCAGUUUAAUCUUACCCUGAAAAAGUUGCUUGGGGAAUUUAAAACAAGUGUCCUCACUUCCUAAAAUAUAUAUUUAUUAUUUUUCUUAAAGAAACUUUGAAUAGAUUUGAGGUUAGUAAAUUUUUUUGCUCCACGAUUUUAUCAGAUUUGGUGGCUUUGAUUUUGAACCAUAUAGUUAAUAAAUGAUUGUUUUAGCAAAAUAUAUAAAUGGCUGCCUUCUACAAGCUUUUCAUCA